Molecule: messenger RNA, 507 nt
Organism: Prorocentrum cordatum
Lineage: Eukaryota; Dinophyceae; Prorocentrales; Prorocentraceae
Source: the annotation of a GenBank genome assembly
AUUCUGGCUCGAGCGCCGCCAGCGGCCCAAGGCCCAGCCCGCAGCCAGUCUCGAGCAUCAGGCGCACCGCCCCCUUGCAGCCGAUGUCGUCGAGCUUCACUGAUCGCCUCAAGGAGUACCACCGAAGCCUGCGGCCGAAGACAAAGGACGAGCUGUCCAUGAAGCAGGUGGCCUGCUUCUUCGGCGGGCUGUACGCGAUAAUUCACCUGCUCGGGUACUUCGACCUCUGGACGCUCGGCAUCCUGACGACCGUCGGCUACGUGGUGUACAGGCAGGUGCAGAGCACGUGGAUGCUCGUUGCGGAGUCCACCGAGGAGACUCGACCGGUGCCGAACCCCAAGACCAAGGCCGGCAAGGCCCUGGCCAAGCAGAGAUCUCGGCAGUCCACCUCCGAGGCGAAGUCCUGAGGAGGGCCGCCGCCCGCCGGCGCCUCGCGGGGCCACCGAUCAGCCAGGACGCCGCGUUGCUCCGUUGAGGCACUGGGUAGUUUUGCCACUGCGCUCCGAA